UUGCCGAAUGCGAACGGAACGGAAUCGCCGGAAAAUGCGGCCGGGCUGAAGACAGUGCGAGCGAGUGAGAUAAAGAUAUUCGGCCGAGCAACAGUGAAAAGCGUUUGAAGGGCCAUAGAUACAAGAUAAUGCCCCAUAGAGGAGUCGUCCUCCUCUCCGCCAACCGAUAUGUGAAAAUCACCUAGUGAAGCCAAAGUGAAACCAUCUUGGAGUUGGAAAAAUGCGCACAUUUUAAAGUUCAAAAGUUGGCAGCGAAACAAAGCGGAAUAAGGAAAAGCAAACAAAGAGGAAAAAAUGCGAAAAUUCUUCAGAUGUUGCUCUUUAAUGCAUACGAAAUACUCAAAUAAAUUAUCAUCAGCCUAAUCAACAUCAGCGUUAUUAUCAGCGGGCGGAGGAAAACUUUUCAUUUCGCCAGCGCCAGAGGGUCGAGUUGCCCAAAUGAGCGGGGCGUCAGGAGCGGGAGCAGGUGGCCCAGGUGGAGUGGGCGGCGGUGCCACCCACAUCUUUCGUUCGCUGUCAUCGGAGAGCCAGAAGCGGGAGUGGUCCAAACGGCUCUCCCUCCGGGGAAUGCGUCACGGAGGUCCUGGCGGCACUGGAACUGGAGCGGGAACGGGAACUUCGAGCCUGGCCAGCAGCAAGGAGGAGAGCAAACACAGAAAGUUCUUCAGCCGCUCGGCCUCGUUGCGUCAGGCGGGGAGUGGAGGAGGCGGAAGCCAACAGACCUCCAUGGAGCUGCAUGUGCCCGGCCAGGAGGGCAGGGGCGGCGGUGGGGGAGCCUCCUCCGGAGCGGGCUCACCGCAGACCCAGACCCAGCCGUCGACGCCCAAGAAGUCCAACUGGGAGGUGAUCGAACAUUUCAAUACGAGUGCCAAGGGAGGCAAGGCCAUGGUUAGCAGCAGUUUGAUUGCGGCCGGCAUUACGCGGUGCAAUAUAGACGAAUCCAUGGACUCGACAAACUCCAGCUCCACCUGCCACAGUCCCAUGAUCUACCAACGUGACGAGGCGCAGCUGCUGCAGCCAGGCGAUGCCGCCAAUGUGGAGGCCAACAAUCCGGUUCUGGGCGGCGGAUCCGGAACUGGCAAUGGUCCUGUGAGCCCCAGCAUUUCCUUCUGGUUCCGUUUGAACCGCAUCAUCCUGCGCCUCUGCUCCACGCACCAGUUCAAGAAUCUCCAGGUGGAAAUGCUGUAUCAGCGGUAUUUUCUGCGUAUGAACCAGAGUAAUACGACGCACAUUCUGGCCCUGCUUUUAGCGCUGAUUUUGGCCCUGUCCUGCACCCAUUUGGUCUUUACCACGCUGCAGCUGCGGCGCAGCACCUCCCUGCUGUUGGAAAUCAGCGAACUCGGCCUGGACGCAAAUGCGACCGUUGGCAACUUGACGACCACCACAAUGAAGCCGCCGGCAUCAGCGGGUCAAAUUGCCCAAGGCAGGAGCUUCGUUUCGGCUCUGGGUCUCAAUUCCAAUGCCAGUUGGGUGGCCAGAGAGGCGGAGGGCGGGGGCUCCGAUUUGAAAGCCCCACACAAACGCAACCUCGCCGAUUUUGAAGCCGACGAUAAUGGGCAGCCUGGGCGGCAGUGGCGCCGGCAGAAGCGCAAGCAUUAUCGACGCCUCCACAAACAUCGGUACAAGCACAAGUCGCACCAACAACAUCACAUCAGAUACAGGAUUCGGGAGAAGCGGAGCCUGCAGGACACUGGGUUGGUCAAGGGGGGAGGUGCCCAGCUGAUUGUUGACUCUGCCCCCGAUGAUGUGUACACAGUUUCUCGUGACGACGACGAUGGUGAUGAUGAUGAUGACGGUGAUGAAGGGCGUAAACGCAUUACGUAUACGCCGCGUGUCCGCGACAACAAUCAAAUUUCACAAGCGGAACGUGAUGAAGUGUUAAACACAUCGUCAAACGCCGGCGCUGGACCUGCAACAGAUAAUUUGGACACUCCCUUGGGCUACGGCCCCCUCGUGUCCCUGAUCCUGAUGCAGGUGGACGAGUCCGUGCUGGUUUUCCUCAUUGUCAUGCUAAUCUGCGGGAUUGUCUAUGCCUUCCUGCUGUGCAUUCUCUCCAAGCCGGCCAUGAACGAGAUCUUCCUGGUCCUCGUGUCCUACGUCAUUUUGGGCACCUUCCUGGCAAUCGAGGUGGCCGUCAGCUAUGCCAUGCAACCCAGCAAAUCCUUCAACGGCAGCGCCUGCUGCAUCGUGCUCAUCUACAUGACCUACACGAUGCUGCCCCUCCGCCUGCGGGAGGCUCUGAUCGGCGGCAUCCUCCUGAGUGUCGUCCAUCUGUACACCUGCCUGAGGUUCACCGCCAUGCAGGACGAGGAAGUGGAGGUGCUCCACUGGGAGGAGCUGCUCUGCACUCUGGUGGCCCUGCUCCUGGCCAACCUCACCGGGGUCUACACCCACUGGCCGAAGGAGAAGGCCCAGCGUAAGGCGUUCAUCGAGACGCGGCAGUGCAUCGAGGCCAGGCUGAGGACACAGCGCGAGAAUCAGCAACAGGAGCGCUUGUUGCUGUCGGUGCUGCCUCGUCAUGUGGCCAUGGAGAUGAAGGACGACAUUGCGGGCCAGCCACGUGACACACAGUUCCAUAAGAUAUACAUCCAGCGGCACGAGAACGUCAGCAUCCUUUUUGCGGACAUUUGCGGUUUCACCAGCCUCUCGGAUCAGUGCACCGCCGAGGAAUUGGUGCGUCUGCUGAACGAGCUCUUUGCCCGCUUUGAUCGAUUGGCUGCGGAGCAUCAUUGUCUGCGCAUUAAGCUGCUGGGCGAUUGUUACUACUGCGUCUCCGGGCUGCCAGAACCCCGACCGGAUCACGCCCAUUGUGCCGUCGAAAUGGGACUCGAUAUGAUUGACGCCAUCGCCCUGGUCCGCGAGGUUAUGGCCGUGAAUGUGAACAUGCGAGUGGGCAUCCACACAGGACGGGUGCACUGCGGCGUUUUGGGCCUGGUCAAGUGGCAGUUCGACGUCUGGUCCAACGACGUAACGCUGGCCAACCACAUGGAGAGCGGCGGGAUUCCCGGACGCGUUCACAUAACCAAGGAGACUCUCAAGUGUCUGGAUGGCGAUUACGAAGUGGAGGUCGGCAAGGGUAACGAACGCAAUUCGUAUCUCAAGGAUCAUCAGAUAGAAACGUACCUGAUUGUGCCGGGGGACAUUUACAGGCCGCACAAAAAGUCUCGGAAUCGCCUGCAGGUCAAUGGCAAUAUUUCCAAGGAACUGCGCAUGAUGGGCCAUGGAACGGCCCAGAAGCACACAUCCAAAUUUGGCUUUGGCGACAGUUCGGAGAGCACCAAGGAUCCCGAGGACGAGGUAAACGAGUAUCUAAUGCGAGCCAUCGAUGCCCGCAGCAUUGAUCAUUUGAGGGCCGAGCACUGUCAAUCUCUGCUGCUUUGCUUCAAGGAUAAUGUGCUGGAAAGAAAGUACGCCAGCGAACCGGAUCGCAUGUUGUGUGUUUACUUCUACUGCAGUCUGUUGGUUUUGCUCGGCACCAGCAUAAUGCGGCUGGUGGUGUUCCAGAGCUCCCUGCUGAUUUUGGCCUUGUCCACGGGCGCUCUGCUGCUGCUCGGGCUCCUGGUAUUUCUGGUGGCAUGUCAUAAAAUCAACUUUCAGCUGCCAUCGGACAUCAAACGCUUCUCAUUGCGCAUUCAUAGCAAUCGCAGGAUAUCGCAGUUUUUCGCCUUUGCGAGUGUCGCCCUGAUAGUCCUCACCACUCUGUUGGCCAUGUUUCAGGAAUCCUCCCGCCAACUGGAGUUGCUCCAGAGGAAGCGCUUUUGGCUGGACGUAAACGAGGCUGUGAGUCUGAAUGCCACGGAGUUCAACACGGAGAUAUAUGCCCCCGAGGAACCCGAGUGCGAUUUCUAUCUGGCCUACAAUACGUUCCUCCUGCUCACGCUGCUCUCGAUGAUGAGCUGUGCCACCUACCAAGUGCUGCGGAUCCUGCUGAAGCUGCUGCUGCUCCUCCUGGCCUCCGGCAGCUACAUGGCCUGCUCCACCUACUUGUACUCGCGCAGCCGGGAAAUAAGCCAGGAGUUGGCGAACGAGGAGGCCCUGCUGCGCUACAUAAUUGAUUCCAUAUUCCUGUUCGCCUUUAUGCUGGCCCUGAUUUUCCACAGCCACCAGACGGAGGCCACUUACCGCCUGGACUUUAUUUGGAAGCUGCAGGCCACGGAGGAAAAGGAGGAUAUGGAGCACCUGCAGGCUUAUAACCGUAAACUGCUCGAAAACAUUCUGCCCGUUCACGUAGCCGAACAUUUUCUGAGCCGCGAAAAGCACCUUGACGACCUUUACCACGAGCAAUGCGACUCGGUGUGCAUUUUGUUCGCCAGCAUUCCCAACUUUUCCGAGUUCUACGUGGAACUGGAGGGCAACAACGAGGGCGUGGAGUGCCUGCGACUGCUCAACGAGAUUAUCGCCGACUUCGACGAGCUGCUCAGCGAGGAGCGCUUCCGCUGCAUCGAGAAAAUCAAGAGCACGGGCGCCACUUACAUGGCCGCAUCCGGAUUGACGGCGAACACCUGCGACCGGGUGAACUUCAGCCACGUGACCGCCAUGGCCGACUACGCCCUCCAGCUGUUCGACAAGAUCGAGGAGGUCAACAUGCACUCCUUCAACAACUUUCGGAUGCGAAUAGGGAUUAAUAUUGGUCCUGUGGUGGCUGGGGUCAUUGGAGCCUGCAAGCCGCAAUAUGACAUUUGGGGCAAUGCCGUCAACGUGGCCUCGCGAAUGGACUCCACAGGUCUCGUGGAUCACAUCCAGGUGACUCAGGAGAUGCAGCAGAUUCUCGAGGGGCGCGGCUUCGAGCUCACCUGUCGCGGCAGCGUGGAUGUGAAGGGCAAGGGCUCCAUGAUCACCUACUUCCUGAAGGGCAAGAAGCCCAUCGAGGUGAAGGAGGACCUGGCCAAGGCCGAGAUUGAGCCGCCCAAGACCUUGACUUUGGUCUCCAAGGAGCCGGAGAAGUUGGCGGGGCAGCCGCAGGAGCAGACCAAGGAGGACUCUGUGGAGCAGGAGGACGACGAUUUGCUGCCCUCGCCGGACAUCGACAUGAACUCCAAUAUGCAGAAUCUGACGGCGCAGCGGAGGAAGUCCCUCUGCCGACAGCACAACAUAUCCUCCUCCUUCGGCACUACGGUGAGCAGUUCCACAGGUAUCACGCCCAGCAUUUCGAACAGCUCCAGUGUGGUGACCAUCGGCGCCCUGCCCGCCAUCCUGCGAGGCGGUAAUCCCAGCUCGAAUCCCAAUCCCACGGCCACCGACAGUUGCUCGGAGUGCGGAGGAGCCAGCAAGUCCCUGGCCACGCCCACUGCUCAGCCCAGGACACUGGUGGCCGAACUCAAGGACGAGAUAGCCCGCGACGAGAAGAUGGGCCUGAAGGACUCCAUUGAGAAUCUGGAGAUUCUGCUGAAGAACAACAUCAGCCUGUCGGAUCUGAGCAACAAGCAGCAGCAGAAUCUCCGCGGUGAGACGAGCAGUUCGACCACCACCACGCUGCGGAAGAGGGACACCAUUGUGAGCUUCAAUGUGACGGAGACGGUGACCACCACGGCCACGCCCUACUCCUCCUCCUCGGGCUCGUCCAACUCGUCGGCGCAGCCGAAGAAGCGCCGCUCGGUGACCACCAUUGCGGCCAGUUUCACCACUUCGACCACCACCACGCGACUGCUGUCCAACGAGAGCCAGAGCUCCACGCAGACGGCGCCGGGAACCCUGGAGAGCGGCGGCGGCGGCGGCGGCGGCUCCUCCUCGAUGCCCGGCCAAUCCUCCACGGAGAACUCGUCGCAGGACUGGCAGCCCCGCACCGCCUCCCUGGAACCCAAUCGCAGCCCCAUCAAGACCUCGCAGUCCAUGAGCCCCAUCGGCCAGCUGACCACCGAGGUCUUUGUCCUGCCCAACAGCCGGAGCAUGGUGCUCAUCAGCAGCAGCAGCGCGAACGGUUUGGGUUCCGGAAUGGGUGGCGGGGGCAGUAGCCCGAGGGCAGGACUCCUCCAGGAUGUCAGCACGUAGAGGAUGCGCAGGCAGCCGUGUAAAUAUGUACAAAACCGCCGGCACUUAGCUGAGGCCUAGGUUCCUCUAAGUAGUAGCAGUAACACUAAAGGUAAGGGUAAGGUAAGGAUAAAGGUAAGGAUAAAGUAAGGAAUGUGGUAAGGAUAAGGAGGGGUAGCUUGAUGAUUGAUUGGGCCUGCCAGUAUUUAGUACAGUCGAACUGCUGAAGCUGGAUACUAAAUCACAACAAUCUGUAAACAAAUAAAAUGUUGUCUUAAAAAUAUUCAAUACAAAUAUCUAAAUAAAAAAAUAUUUAACCA
Drosophila takahashii is the source of this 6287-nucleotide messenger RNA. The record is from RefSeq and is a predicted model, not a curated record. Lineage: Eukaryota; Metazoa; Arthropoda; Insecta; Diptera; Drosophilidae.